AAAUUUUAAAUUUUCAUACCGUAGAUUUGCGAGAGUUCUGGUUCUCCUCCUCCUAGCCAAGUAGAUUAAUACAGGUUUUUCCUUUCGGAAAAUGGGAGUCCAAGAGAAAGACCCACUUGCCCAAUUGAGCUUACCACCGGGUUUCCGGUUCUACCCGACCGACGAAGAGCUUCUGGUUCAGUAUCUCUGCCGCCAAGUCGCUGGUCAGCCAUUCUCGUUGCAAAUCAUUGGAGAAGUUGAUUUGUACAAAUUCGAUCCAUGGGUCUUACCCAGUAAGGCGAUAUUUGGUGAAAAGGAGUGGUACUUCUUUAGCCCGAGGGACCGGAAGUACCCAAACGGGUCUCGACCCAAUAGAGUUGCUGGGUCAGGCUAUUGGAAGGCGACGGGUACGGACAAAAUCAUCACCACCGAAGGGCGAAAGGUCGGAAUCAAGAAGGCUCUGGUUUUCUAUGUAGGAAAAGCACCGAAGGGCACCAAAACCAAUUGGAUUAUGCACGAGUAUCGCCUUAUCGAGUCCUCUCGCAAAAACGGCAGUUCAAAGUUGGAUGAAUGGGUGUUGUGUCGCAUAUACAAGAAGAAUUCAAGCGGUCAGAAACCAAUUGCGACUGUUUCGAGCAAGGAAUACAGCACCAAUGGAUCUUUAUCUACUUGUUCUUCCCACCUUGACGACGUUCUCGAUUCAUUGCCGGAGAUUGACGACCGGUUUUUCAAUUUGCCUCGUAUGAACUCACUUAGAACAUCACAGCGCGACGAGAAGGUGAAUUUGCACAACCUGGGUUCGGGGAGCUUGGAUUGGGCGAGUCUUGCCGGGAUCAACUCGAUGGCAGAACAAUUUGCGGGAGGACAAAAUAACACUCAGGGGAUGGUGAGUUAUGGACAAAAUGACGUUUAUAUCCCCCAAUUGCAACAACAAGUAUGCCACGUGGACACGAGGGUUCGGAACUCGGUGGAGGAGGAGGUGCAGAGUGGAUUGAGAGGGCAAGGGAUGGAUAGCUCCGCCGCUUUUUCCAAUCAGAACUCGGGAGCAUUGGCUCAGAAUUUCUUGAACUCGCUCGACCCGUUUGUAUUCAAGUACCCGACCCAGCCGAGCGGGUUCGGGUUUAGGCAGUGAAAAUAUAUUUUCCCUGUAUAUAAAUCUGGAAUUCUUUGGUCCAACAUUUUGGCUAUAGAGAUUUCAAAAGGAGGGAAAUACACCAAGUAGGGGUAAAAUUCCAAUUUUACCCAUCUUUUGCCCUUGGUUGGGGAGGUUAGAUUUAGUUCACACCAAACACGUCUUUGUAGAAUUUGAUUCAAUUUCAAGAUUAUUGAAAUAUUGAUUAGGAUGUAAUCUUCUCAAAAGGGUUUGUAGAUUUGGAUACAUUGGUCAUGUGGACAAGGCACUAUUAGACUAUUAGUAUUUGAUGUAUGAAACUUAUGCUUAAUUAGGAUUUAAUCUUCUCAAACGGUUUGUAGAUUUGGACACAUUUGUCAUGUGGGUAUAUGACACUAUUUGAUGUAUGAAGUAUUUAGGCUUUAGAUAGUUUUCCUGUCUUGAUGUAUGGAUCCAUUUGUUUCCUUUCUUAAUACACAUACUAUUCUUAUUCA
Messenger RNA from Tripterygium wilfordii, 1584 nucleotides. Its product is annotated as NAC domain-containing protein 72-like. Bases 92 to 1111 code for a protein of 339 amino acids. The record is from RefSeq and is a predicted model, not a curated record. NCBI's taxonomy places the organism in Eukaryota, Viridiplantae, Streptophyta, Magnoliopsida, Celastrales, Celastraceae. Gene Ontology annotation, molecular function: DNA binding. Gene Ontology annotation, biological process: regulation of DNA-templated transcription. The transcript has 3 exons.